Bombus terrestris (buff-tailed bumblebee) is the source of this 2201-nucleotide messenger RNA. It is a transcript of the gene Cpr97Ea, whose product is annotated as DNA translocase FtsK. Bases 136 to 1068 code for a protein of 310 amino acids. Gene Ontology annotation, cellular component: chitin-based extracellular matrix. The record is from RefSeq and is a predicted model, not a curated record. The transcript has 2 exons. NCBI's taxonomy places the organism in Eukaryota, Metazoa, Arthropoda, Insecta, Hymenoptera, Apidae. Gene Ontology annotation, molecular function: structural constituent of chitin-based larval cuticle.
AGAGGGCAAGAGGGGGGUAGGAACGGGGGACCCCAGUAAGGUAUAUGAGGGCCUCAGUUCGAGCAACCGCUGGUACUCUAGCCUCGCUGCCUACUUACAUUCACACACACUAACACACCAACCACCUGGAACACAAUGCGCACGGUCGCGACGGUACUAUUACUGGUAGCUGCCAUACUAGUAGUAUCGGCUCAGCAAUACCAGCAACCAGAUGCCAACUACGUAGACGAAUACUCAGCAUACGAGUCUCCAAGACCGACUCAUCCGACUCCCCGAAGUUAUGCCGCUAAUUCGGCGCCAAAUCGGCAAUCGGCUGGCCCCACAACCCCAAAACCAACCCCAGUGGCCAUCCUGAAGCAGAUCAACAGGCACAACGAGGACGGCUCGUACACGUACGGGUUCGAAGGCGCGGAUGGGUCUUUUAAGAUCGAGACGAAACUACCAACCGGAGAGGUGAAGGGUAAAUACGGAUUCGUCGAUGACACCGGCAAAGUACGUGUAGUCGAAUAUGGAGCGAAUCAAUACGGUUUCCAACCCGCUGGCGAGGGUAUCACGGUUGCACCACCGACUCUGGUCGACGACACCACCAGCAAAGAAGCUCUGCAAGCACAAAACUACCAAGAGGAAUAUCAACAACCGGCUGCCAGACCUGCGCCACUCCGAGCAGUCGCGCCUGCGCCAGCACCUCGCCCUGCACCCCUUCAACAGAUUCAAUACGGACAGCCAGCUUACCAACAGCCCCAAACUCACACCGAAGCCGUCUAUUCACCGCAACUGGCGCCCAGACAGCAGCCAAGUCUUCCGAAACCACCAAUUUUCACGCCUGCUGCUCCUCAAUCACCGCUCACUAAACAAACCACUCUCCUUCAGCCUGAAGAACCAGCGCCGCCAUCUCAAUUGUAUAAUCAGGGACCAGCCCAGUUUGGCCCUGCUCCUGUUCAAGAACACCGUUCCCAGCCACAACCUCGUAGCCAAAGCGGCGGCAUCCUUGAUCAAUUAGCUAGGGAUUAUGCUCUGCCACAGGGCGUCGCACCACCGUUGCACGACAUCAGCUUCGGUUAUUACUAGAUCCUCUAGUCCCUCCCGUGUUCGUCAGGGUGGUCCCCGUGCGUUUUGAUCUGUCCGUAUUGUCUGAAGACGCGAUGCUUCGAUGGCGCACCCUUUUCGCCGUGAUCGCGGCGUGGCCCAUCGGUAACGAUGGGUGGCACUGUGAUUCGUACGUCGCGCGUCGAUUAUUACCGAAGAGAAUAUCGAGAAUUUAAGACACAUUGCAAUCCAGCGAGGAAAUUGAAUCGAAAUCGAUAAUUUGAUUAUUGUUUCUAUUUUCUUCAUUGAUAUUUUUUUUUCUUUUUGUAAAAUAAGAGAAUAAGGUGAAGGUUCUUGAAUUUUUCUUCGGUAAUAAGCAAAUCGCUGUCAUGGCUGCCUACCGAGUCGAACUUUUGUUUCUUUCGAUGAAGGUACGAACCCAUUCUUGCCAUUGGAAUCAAAUGUGAUAAGCAUGUUUGAUGAAACGUGCAGUGGAAAUGUAAAGAAUGAUCUCUAAGUAUCUGUUCAGAAUAAUUAUUAGUAACGAAACCUAUAUCGAAUGGAAUCAUUUUAUCUCUUUUUUAAACUUUAUUUCUCCAAUCAGGAUCUUCUAAGGAGAGAUUCCGAAAGGUCAAGGAUUCUUUCAUUUCCGUUUCGCGAAUAGCCUUUUCACGUAAAACCCUGUCAAAAUCAUUAACCCUGUGUGUAAGGAAGGUUGUAAAAAUGUUGUAAAUAAAAAUUCCACAUUCCACGGUAGGCUUCCGUGCUGGUUUUAGUCUUAGAGAACGCAGCUUGCACACGCGUCAUAAGUGUACCGUUACAAUUUCAUUUCAAGGAGACCCUCACUUUGUCAAGCUGUGUCUUCGAGUUCGUGUCUCACGGGACUGCACAAUAAAAUUCAGCACGCUUACUAUUAUAUUAUAUUUUAAUUAUAUUAUUAUAAGGUAAAUUAGAUUGGAAUAAAUCGCGAGGCCAACACAACACCUUUUAUAAUCGUAACUCUAAUAUACUGCCCUUCAAUGAAAAUUCGAAAUAUUUUCACCCACGAUUCAUUAUAUAAUUUACACAAGUUGAAGGUAAAUGUUUCGUUUUAAUUUUGUUAAUGAUUGUAAUGGAGGUAGUAGAGGCGAAAGAAAUAUUAAUAAACGUUUCCAACUUAGAUCGAAUUAAAACUA